GCUGCAGUGGUGGGAAAUAUUAAGACAGUCCUUUUAAAACUUGUCAGUCGAUGAAUAAGGUAAUGUCCCUGUACAGCAAUGAAAAUGAACCCGCACGAAAAGGUUAAUUUAAUCAGUCAGCUGGGCAGCUUACAGUUCAGUACAGUUGUUAAGCUCUGAAAGCUCUGACACGUUAGCCAAAAGCUAAUUCUUUAGUAAGUUGGUGUUAAAGGUAAACGUAGCUUUGUGUUUAAUGUUAAUGUUUGAGUUAGGAGUGUCAAAAGGCUUGCUUUGGUGUAAGAUAACGGUGAACGAUGAAGUUAGACUGACUGACCGACUUAGUUAUUCUGAGUUAACACCAGCUAAGUUAGCUAAGGUUAGCUAAACGACUUGUGAAUGAGUUGAUAACCUGAUAACAUUAUUUCGCUGACUGUAUUCGACAUUAAUUAUUUAUCACAAGUUGGUUAAAUGCUGGUAUUGUACGUUUGUUCGCUCAUUACAGUCGUGAAGCGCCAGUGAAGUUUUGCAUCAGGUACCUUUGAUAUACGUACUUGGCAUUAAAUUAGCUUUAGCAAACGUGCUAUUGACCCCACGAUACGUAAUUGAGUUUCCAGUGUGAGAUAAGCCCAAAUUGGAGUAAGUGGCUGCUCUUCUUUGGCGGUUUGAUUUACGUAACCUAGCCUCACCAUACUGGGGGUCAUGCAGGCGGAGGAUGUCUGCUGCAGCUCUACGUUUGAUCCGCUGCCGGAGACUGAGCACAGCUGGGCCUCCUGGAGUGAAGAGAGUGCUUCAGUGGAAAGAUUUAAGGAAGGUUGCUAAAGUAACUGGUGCAGUUGUCUUGGGGGGCUGUCUUUUUAUCACAUAUGAGGUUGUAGCCUUGGACAAGGCUGUGACCAUUGACACUAGUGCAAUUUUUCAAGAGAAGUACAAGUCUUACAUUUAUCUGAGAGCCACACCCUCAGAUGAAAAGGAGAACCUUACUGCAGGGCUUACACACAAAGCAAGGAGGGAACUUCACAAAGCAGCACGGCGGUUUCUGGAAAUAUCCUCUAGGCUUUUACUGCGAUCACUAGAUGAGCACUUUAGCCAUGUAGAUGCAGACCCACAUGAGGUGGCAUUAUGGGUCCUGCUGAAGAGGACACAGUCAGCCAAUAAAGCCAUCAGACUACCAGCUGUACAGGAGCUUGCAGAUAAUCACCACUGGCACGACUACCAGUACCAGACAGCAGCCCAAUUUAUAGACCAGCGAACAGCAGUGGGCUUGGCCCGGACUCCUCAGGUAGACCUGCGAUUCUUCCUGCCCCCACCUGUGCUACCUGAUCUGGAAGAUGGUUUGACAGCAGAGGAUGGACUGAGACAGCUGCUGGCGUCUCUGCCUCUGUCUGAGGUGGACAAAUGUGUUCAGUACUUCACUUCACUGGCCCUCAGAGAGAGCACUCAGUCCAUGGCAGCACAACGGGGUGGUCUUUGGUGCUUUGGCGGCAAUGGUCUGCCCUACGCCCAGAGCCUCACCUCUGUCCCCUCAGAGAAGGUGGAAUCCUUCUGUCUGCAGGCACUGGUACAGCACUCAAAGGUCCAGAGCCACUGUGACCAUAUAGUUGCCAACGGGGGCCUGCAGCUCCUCCAGAGGGUUUAUCAGCUCCGUAGAGACUCCCUGAAGAUUCAGAGGAACAUUGUUCGUAUCAUAGGAAACUUGGCGCUCAAUGAGAGUGUUCACCAGGCCAUAUCCCAGUCUGGCUGGGUAUCUGUCCUGGCUGAGAUGAUGCAGUCUCCUCAUGUCAUGCAGGCGUCUCAUGCGGCUCGCGCUCUGGCCAACCUGGACAGGGAGACGGUGAAAGAGAAAUACCAAGAUGGUGUCUACAUCCUCCAUCCACAAACACGUGGCAACCAGCAAAUCAAAGCAGAUGUGCUUUUCAUCCAUGGGAUUCUCGGGGCAGCAUUUAAAACGUGGAGGCAGAAGGACCGCAAUACAUUAGAGGAAGAGAAGGAGGCAGAAAGCAGGGAUGACUACACAGAGUGCUGGCCAAAGUCAUGGUUGGCUGCUGACUGUCCAAAUCUGAGAGUACUAUCAGUAGAGUAUGACAGUCACCUCAGUGACUGGAUGGCCAAGUGUCCCGCUGAGAAUCAGAGGAAAUCCUUGGCCUACAGAAGUCGAGAGCUGCUAAAGAAGUUAAAGCUGGCAGGGGUUGGAGAGAGGCCUGUGGUCUGGGUAGCCCACAGUAUGGGAGGAUUACUUGUGAAGAAAAUGCUUCUUGAUGCCUCUGAGGACCCAGAUAUGCAUGAGCUGUUAAAAAACACCAAGGGCAUUGUGUUCUAUAGUGUUCCUCACCGUGGAACUUCUAUGGCCGAGUACUCAGUCAAUGUCAGAUAUCUCCUCUUUCCCUCUAUAGAAGUCAGAGAACUUUGUAAAGACUCACCAGCACUGCGAAAUCUAAAUGAGAACUUCUUGAACAUGGCCAGAGAAAAGGAAAUCAAGGUCCUGAGCUUUGCAGAGAGGCUGCCAACAAACAUUGGUCCCAUGAUCAAGAUACUGGUGGUACCAUCACAGUCAGCAAAUCUUGGCAUCGGUGAGCUCAUCGAGGUGGAUGUAGAUCAUCUCAACAUAUGCAAGCCAGAGAAGAAAGACUCAUUCCUGUACAAACGCAGCCUCCAGUUCAUCCAGGAAGCACUGCAGAGCUACAUCAGCCACUGACUGAAAUAUAUGAACACAAACACACUGAUACAACCUACUGUAUACUUGAAAUGGGGGAGAGCCCUGUCACCCAUCCACACCCUAACCAAAUGGAAACAUAACUGCCUCUUCUUGUUGAAAACUUACAUAAACACUCACUAAUGUGAUCAUAGUAUAAUUGGGGAAAUUAAAUGUAUUUUACACAGUGAUAUAUUUGAAGAGUUGCCAGUUGUGAUGAUUUUAUUCUCCUAGUCAUCCUCCUAGAUUGGUUUCUCUAACUAGUGAGUCAGAUGAAUUUUAAAGAUUGUUUGAAUUUUUAAAGCACAUAAUAUGUUUACAAGUAAAUUCAGAAAAAUUAAUUUUAGAUUUUAUUUUUCUGGAUUUUUUUCCGAUUUCAUCUGAACCAUAGCAGUUUAACUUAGCAUGUGGUGCGUAAUGCUCAUAUUGUAUCAGUUCAAGAUGCACUGACAUGUCGUUGCCACUAAUGCUCCUUACAUUUCUGACCAGAGCAAUGGUUUAAGAUUUUAUUUUUAUAUUUAUAUUUUAUUAUAACUGCAGUAUGACAUGUCAUUGUGUGCCAAAACAUAUUACUUCCUGAGCCUUACCUUAAAUGGACCUGUAUUAAUAUUAGUUCAGGUUGCUUUAUUUAUCUGUAUGGGACUAAUCAAGAAAUUGGUUUUUAAUUUCCAAACUGUCCAAACUGCCACUAGCAAUGCUGACAAUGAAUAAAUGUAUAAAGUU
This is a messenger RNA of Seriola dumerili (greater amberjack), 3391 nucleotides long. It is a transcript of the gene serac1, whose product is annotated as serine active site containing 1. The transcript has 16 exons. Bases 692 to 2671 code for a protein of 659 amino acids. NCBI's taxonomy places the organism in Eukaryota, Metazoa, Chordata, Actinopteri, Carangiformes, Carangidae. The record is from RefSeq and is a predicted model, not a curated record.